Messenger RNA from Triticum turgidum subsp. durum (durum wheat), 2412 nucleotides. NCBI's taxonomy places the organism in Eukaryota, Viridiplantae, Streptophyta, Magnoliopsida, Poales, Poaceae. The record is from the annotation of a GenBank genome assembly.
AUGAAUUGUGGUAGUUUUUGGUUAAAUACUCCAACCACCGAAGGAGUCGUACUCCAUGCAGUAAAUAGCCAAGCGCGCCGUCGCCCGUUAAGACACCGGCCGUCGUACUCCACCGUUGCCGGCGCUCUACUCACGUACGUACAUCGCACAAUGUGGCCAUGGGCGGCGUUGGUCCUGGUCGCCCUCUACCCGCGUCCGGCGGCGGCCGAUACUGUGGCGGCGGCGUCCUACUCCUACAUUGUGCACAUGGACAAGUCGGCCAUGCCGGGGGUGUUCUCGAGCCACCAGCGCUGGUACGAGUCCACGCUCGCCGCGGCCGCCCCAGGGGCGGACAUGUUCUACGUCUACGACCACGCGACGCACGGCUUCGCGGCGCGGCUCUCCGCGGAUGGGCUCGACAGGCUUCGGCGCUCCCCGGGAUUCGUGUCGUGCUACCGCGACGACGCGAGGGCGGUGCGCGACACGACGCACACGCCCGAGUUCCUCGGCCUCGGCGUCGGCGCGGCCGGAGGAAUAUGGGAGGCAUCCGAGUACGGCGAGAACAUGAUCAUCGGCGUGGUGGACACGGGCGUGUGGCCCGAGAGCGCGAGCUUCCGCGACGACGGGCUGCCCCCGGUGCCGGCACGGUGGAAGGGCUUCUGCGAGUCCGGCCCGGCGUUCGACGCGGCCAAGGCGUGCAACCGGAAGCUCGUCGGCGCACGCAAGUACAACAAGGGCCUCAUCGCCAACUCCAAUGUGACCAUCGCCGUCGACUCCCCGCGGGACUCGGAAGGCCACGGCACGCACACGUCGUCCACGGCGGCCGGCUCGCCCGUGGCCGGCGCGUCCUUCUUCGGCUAUGGGCGAGGCGUCGCUCGCGGCAUGGCGCCCCGCGCCAGGGUGGCCGUGUACAAGGCCCUGUGGGAGGACGACGCGUACGCUUCCGAUGUACUCGCCGCCAUGGACCAGGCCAUCGCCGACGGCGUCGACGUGCUCUCCCUCUCGCUUGGCUUCAACGGCCGGCAGUUAUACGAAGAUCCCGUCGCAAUUGGCGCAUUCGCGGCGAUGCAGCGCGGCGUCUUCGUGUCAACCUCGGCCGGUAACGACGGGCCGGACCCCGGGUACCUUCGCAACGGCUCGCCGUGGGUGCUCACCGUCGCGGCGGGCACGGUGGACCGGGAGUUCUCUGCCAUCGUCCGGCUCGGCGACGGCACGACCUUGGUCGGCGAAUCGCUGUACGCCGGAACCCCACACGGCCUGGGGAACGCCAGGAUCGUGUUCCUCGGCCUGUGCGACAACGACACGGUGCUCGCAGCGAACCGCGGCAAGGUCGUGGUCUGCGACGUGCCGUACAUCGACGCCCUGACCCCCGCGAUAUCGGCGGUGAAAGCCGCCAAGGUGCGCGCCGGGCUGUUCCUGUCCAACGACACGCUGAGGGAGCUAUACGAGAACUUCCCAUUUCCGGGCGUGAUCCUGAAGCCGCGGGGCGCCCCGGCGCUGCUGCACUACAUCCAGAGGAGCCGCGCGCCCAAGGCCUCCAUCAAGUUCGCGGUGACCGUGCUGGACACGAAGCCCGCGCCGCAGGUGGCGACCUACUCGUCGCGCGGCCCGUCGCGGAGCUGCCCGACGGUGCUCAAGCCCGACCUGCUCGCGCCCGGCUCGCUCAUCCUCGCCUCGUGGGCGGAGAACGCCAGCGUCACCGACGCGGGGACGCAGUCGCCGCUGUUCAGCAAGUUCAACGUCAUCUCCGGCACGUCCAUGUCGUGCCCACACGCGUCAGGCGUGGCGGCGCUGCUCAAGGCCGUGCACCCGGAAUGGAGCCCCGCGGCGGUGCGGUCGGCGAUGAUGACGACGGCUAGCGCGGCGGACAACACCUUGGCUCCCAUCAAGGACAGGGCCGACGGCAUCGAGUACGCAGCCAGCCCGCUUGCGAUGGGGUCCGGCCACAUGGACCCGAACCGCUCCCUGGACCCUGGCCUGGUCUACGACGCCGGGCCAGACAACUACAUCAAGCUCAUGUGCGCCAUGAACUUCACGGCGGCGCAGAUCAAGACUGUGGUGCAAUCGUCGGGCCCCGUGGACUGCGCCGGCGCGACGCUCGAUCUCAAUUACCCGUCGUUCAUCGCGUUCUUCGACUACAACGGCGGAGAGAAGACGUUCGCCAGGACCGUGACCAACGCGGGCGACGGGCCGGUGAGGUACAAUGCCACGGUGGAGGGACUGGACGGGGUGAAGGUGAACGUCGUGCCCAACAGGUUGGUGUUCGACGGUAAGCACGAGAAGCAGAGGUACACGGUCGUGGUUCGGGUUGGGGAUAGCCAAAUAAUCCCCGAAGUAGCGUUGUAUGGAUCGUUGACAUGGGUGGACGACACCGGCAAAUACACGGUGAGGAGUCCGAUCGUGGUGGCGUCGGCGAACUUUUCUCGGCUAUAG